This is a messenger RNA of Linum trigynum, 3560 nucleotides long. Lineage: Eukaryota; Viridiplantae; Streptophyta; Magnoliopsida; Malpighiales; Linaceae. The record is from the annotation of a GenBank genome assembly.
UUUCCCAAAAACCGCUCCCUACCAGUGCAGUUUAGGCGAAAACCGCCACCUAGGGGCGCGUUUUUCGAUGAAAACUGCACCCCUAGGGGGCGGUUUUGCAGAUCGCACCCCCACCAUGCGGUUUGGUUGCAGACCGCACCCCCACCAUGCGAUCUGUUGUGGUUUGGUCCCGCCUUCAUCCCAAAAAAUGUCGUUUGCUACCCCGAACGAGCUUAUUUCCGAUUUCGUCAAACUUUGGACAACCAUAACAUUGUGCUCCAAAAUCCAAACGACAUGAAUUUUUCUUUAUUUCGCAUAACUUUUUAAGGACUACAAUUUUUACUGGAAUGAAUUUUCAAAACAGGAAUUAUUUUGGAUAUACAGGAUUUUGGGAAUAGCUUACCUUCCCUUCUCAGCAAUCCACGUACAUUUUGAAAUUAUGUUUAUGAUAAAAGUUGUAUUCCUUAAAAAUUUAUGCGAAAUAAAAAAAAAUCAUGUCGUUUGGAUUUUGGAGCACAAAGUUAUGGUUGUCCAGAGUUUGACGAAAUUGGAAAUAAGCUCGUGCGGGGUAGCAAACGACAUUUUUUGGGACGAAGGCGAGAUCAAACCACCUUCGGCAGUCUUAGGCUUGCAAGAUCUCAAAAAGUUAUGCAGAAUCAAAAAAAAAAAUCGCGACGAUCUGAUACCUGAACACAAAGAUAUGUUCGUUUGAAGUUUCCACCUAGGUUAGGAUUUAAAAAAAAAAAAACAGAUCGCAUGGUGGGGGUGCGGUCUGCAACCAAACCGCAUGGUGGGGGUGCGAUCUGCAAAACCACCCCCUAGGGGUGCGGUUUUCAUCAAAAAACGCGCCCCUGGGUGGCGGUUUUCGCCUAAACCGCACUGGUAGGGAGCGGUUUUUGGGAAAGGGUGCUAUUUUUGGAAUUUUUCGGACUUGGGUGCUAUUUUUGGAAUUUUUUUUAAACAGUGCUAUUUCUGGAAAAAUCCCUUUAUGUUCUUGCUGUAUUUUUUUUUUUUUGUGAAAGUGUUCUUCACUUGUUCUUCCGGGUUUAAUGUUUGAUCGAAAAAGGAGCAAAGCCGCUGGAUGUCGUUGUGUUUGUCUACAAAACGACCAAAGAUUGAGUCGUUGAAUUUAGCUGAGGUUUAAAUUGGAUGGGCUUGGAGAUGUUGUGAUAUUGGGCUGUGAAUUUGUUUUAAGUAUUUGGUUGGGCUAUCCAAAUCACACGAAGUCCAUUAGUUUUUAGGGUUAAUACCCUAGUUUGCCACGAAGUUUAACGUAAAUGUCAGUUAUGGCCCCAUUUUUCAAAUAAGACAUUUAUUGCCUACUUUUAAAAUUAUUGGACAGAUUUGGCCUCAGAAACGAUUUGACUGUUAUAAUUGACGGUCAACCAUUUUUCUAGUUAGUGACUCAACAUUCACUGCUGACUAGACUCGUCCACAUCAUCUAAAGAUUAAAACAUAAAAAUAAAUUAAAUUAAACUUUGAAAAAAGCCCCCAUUCAUUUGCCGCAAACGACCCUCCAUCUUCCUCCGAUAUUUCCCCUUCCAUCGCAAGUCCGCCACAACAACAAUCCACCCUUUACUUCUUCCCCGUCGCACUUGUUUCGCCCUCGCCCACCAAUCCAUUUUUCUCCAUUGAUGGAGACGCCGGACUUUUCGAUUUUGAUCGGCGGUGGCUGCUUCAAGGGGGAUAAAAAAAAUUUCCUAAAAUUCCAAUCUCAAGCAAAAAGGGAUUGUGGCGGCAGGAGUCAAGAUGGUGGUGGUUGGUGACGACGACUACGACGCCACGAUGCUACCCACUCGGGAUUUAUUUCUCUCUCCUCACCCUCCGUCAUCAUCUCAUCGAAAACCCAUCCUCUGCUUCCUUCUUCCUCGCCACCACCUCCCCGCCGGCGGUUGGGAUCUCUGGUCGGCAUCGGAAGGAAAGGACCAGGAAGCAACUAGAGGCGUCGCUCUAGGCCACAACAUCGGAGAUGGCGUUGGGGACGGGUUCCAAAUCUCUGGACUCCAAUUGGAUUUUGCGAUUUGCGUUGGAUUUUUCAGAUCAGCCAUCUUCGAACCAGAAAACAGAGCAUUUACUAGAGUGGUAGCCGAUUGACGUGCUAUGCGAAAUGUCUUUGAUGGUGUUUGGGUGAGUGGCCGAGCGGUGGCCAUUUUCAGAGGAAGAAGAAGAGAAAGAAUAUUGGAGAGAGACCGGCGGGUGGGGAUUUUGUUGGGGGUCUGCAAUCUUUACUCUAGUCUGUAGAAACGUAGAGAAAGGGAUGAGAUAUGAGUUAGGCUUUUUUAUGGAAUAAAAGGAGGAAAGAGAAGUCUUCUGAACUUCUUAUUUCUAUUUAAUGUUUUGAUUUUUUAUUUUUAAUUAAUAAGUGACAUGGAUGCCACUUCAGCGUUGGAUGCUGAGUCAUUGACGGAAUAUAUGUUUGACCGUUAAUAUUAACAGUCAACACAAGUUUUGGGCCAAAUCUGUCCAAUAAUUUCAAAAGUAGGUCAUAAGUGUCUUAUUUGAAAAAUGGGGUCAGAACUAUUACUUACGUUAAACUUCGGGUCAAACUAGGGUAUUAAUCUUUAGUUUUAUGGUUGUAUAUAUACAAAACAGAAAAAUAUCUAGCAGACAAUGGCAAUACCGCAGUAGCUUGAUUUGUAGUAUACAAAUUGGGUUAAAUAAGUAAACGAGUUUACUGAUUAGUUUUAUGAAAGCGGAUCAAGGCUGUAACCCUUAUUUGCAUAAUCCGUGUCGACUUAGCGUGAUUCAAUUUUUCUUGUUAAGAAACAUCAUAUUGCUAUAAUAAGGUCAAGAAUUAGUCAAGUCUCGACAAUCCAAAUUGUUAAAAAUGACUCAUAUAUGAAUUUUAACUACUUUCUACCCUAAGGACUUGUAGCCAGAAGACAUCUUUCUCCGCUUAUAUGAAUGUUUCUUUUAUUGUACUCCACCGUUGGUAAAUGAUUAUUCUCUUUAAAAUAAAUUCAUUCAUAAAUGAUUAUCGGGCAAAUUGCCAGUUUGGUCACUGGAAUUGCUAAAAAAAUUCACAUUUGCCAUUAAGUUUAUUUUAUUCUAUCCGUAGUCACUCAAAUUUCAACCCAUCUUUCUUCCAACCCUUCUUUCCUGAUCUUCCUCACCGCUCCCCAUAGGUGGAGCUAGAGGGCAUGGGAUGUCUCUCGGGACACAGGUAAUUUUUGCGUAAAAUAAAAUACCCCAUAUAUAUGUAUCAAUUAAGGAUUGCACUCAUCAACUUUAGGUAAUAUAAAAGUAUUUUAUCACUACACUACAAGUUAUUUCAAGUUUAAAAACUAACAUAAAUCAAUAUAUCAUACUAUAAAAAAAAUUCAAAAUACCUAAAGGUCGAUCUCUUUGUCUUCUAAAGUUAGUUUUGACUCUACCCGUUGCAAUUGCAAGUGUAGAAAGAACUAUUUCAGCUUUGAGUUAUAUUAAGAACAAGUUUCAAAGUCGAAUUGCGACCAAUUUGCUAAUGAUUGCUUAGUCGGAUACAUUAAGAAUUUGAAAAUGUGUCGUGAUUGCUUAUGUAAAUAAUGAUUGUAUUAGUCUAGUAUUUAUUUAAUAUAUAUGAAUAAAUGAUUUAGAUAUUA